AGACGCUCUCCUGGCGCCAGUACAAGACUUAAGCCAAAUUGGACCUGGUACCAGGGGAACUGAGUAGACAGAACCUUUCAGGGAAAGGGUUAAGAAAACUGAAAACAAGAGAAGAAUUGUUGAUUUUCAUCUCCUACAAGAUUUAGGUUUCUCCAAUCCAGGAUCCUCUGCUGAUAUCUUCUAUAUAAGAGAAUUCUCCUGGAUGACCCAUCAAUCAUGGAGAGAGACAGGAACAAGAUGGCCGACAGAAUCAUAAACCUCACCCUACAGAUACUCUUCCGGCUUACUGGAGAGGAUUACACAGUAGUGAAGAAAUCCUCUAGUGGGCGCUGUCGGGCCCCUGUGUGUGAAGGAUGGGGAGGAAAUGGAUGAACAGAAGAUCCGAGAACUCAUCAACAAGAUGAUGGAGCUGCUGCCUGGAGAGGUUCCUAUAAGGUGUCAGGACGUGGCGGUCUAUUUCUCCAUGGAGGAGUGGGAGUAUGUAGAAGGACACAAGGAUCAGUACAAGGAUCAGGUCAUGAUGGAGGAUCAGCAGCCCCUCACAUCACCAGUCAGAUCCAGUAAGAGAACAGCACCAGAGAGGUGUCCCCGUCCUCUUCUUCCACAGGAUGAUCAGGGAGAAGAUCCGAACAAUAUUAAUGCUCCAGAGACAGAUGUGAGCGGUGAUGAGCAGUAUAAAGAGGACAUUCCUACAGGGAAAGAUCUGAACAAUAUUUAUGCUACAGAUAUGAAGGAAAAAGAAGAGACAGAUUUGAGCGGUGAUGAGCAGAAUAAGGAGGACAUUCCUACAGGAAAAGAUCUGGACUAUAUUAAUGCUACCGAUAUGAAGGAGGAAAAAGAGACAGAUGUGAGCAGUGAUGAGCAGUAUAAUGAGGACAUUCCUACAGGGAAAGAUCUGAACAAUAUUAAUGUUACAGAUAUGAAGGAACAAGAAGAGACAGAUGUGAGCUGUGAUGAGCAGUACAAUGAGGACAUUCCUACAGGAAAAGAUCUGAACAAUAUUAAUGCUACCGACAUAAAGGAAGAAGAGACAGAUGUGAGUGGUGAUGAGCAGAAUAAGGAGGACAUUCCAACAGGAAAAGAUCUGGACUAUAUUAAUGCUACCGAUAUGAAGGAAGAAGAGACAUAUGUGAGUAGUGAUCAGCAGUAUAAUGAGGACAUUCCUACAGGGAAAGAUCUAAACAAUAUUAAUGCUACAGACAUAAAGGAUGAAGAAGAAGAUACAGAUGUAAGCGGUGAUGAGCAGUAUAAGGAGGGUAACUGCCCAGAUUCUUGUAGCAGGAGAUCAGAGGAGAAUCUUAUAUCUUCAGAUUAUAAAGCAGAUGAUGAUAUCACACAAGAUACAUAUGAAGAACAUUCCAUUAUCCCAGAUACACCCUCAGCCCUUCACAGCCAAGAUCUCUCAUCUCAUCCUUAUAUACAGGUCCUGUCUUCUCAUUCAUCACAGGAUGUUCAAUCAGAGGAGAAUCUUAUAUCUUCAGAUUAUAAAGCAGAUGAUGAUAUCACACAAGAUACAUAUGAAGAACAUUCCAUUAUCCCAGAUACACCCUCAGCCCUUCACAGCCAAGAUCUGUCAUCUCAUCCUUAUAUACAGGUCCUGUCUUCUCAGUCAUCACAGAAAGGUCACAGAAGGGGUGUUGGACAACAAGCUCAGAAAUCAUAUUCAUGCUCAGAAUGUGGGAAAUGUUUUACUAAGAAAUCAAGCUUUGUUGAUCAUCAAAAUAGUCACACAGGAGGGAAGCCAUUUUCAUGUUCAGAAUGUGGGAAAUGUUUUUCUCAGCAAUCAAGUCUUGUUAAACAUCAAAGAACUCACACAGGAGAGAAGCCAUUUUCAUGCUCAGAAUGUGGAAAAUGUUUUUCUGAUAAAUCAAGUCUUGUUACACAUCAAAGAACUCACACAGGGGAGAAGCCAUUUUCAUGUUCAGAAUGUGGAAAAUGUUUUACUUGGAAAACAUAUCUUGUUCAUCAUCAAAAAACUCAACGGGAGAAGCCAUUUUCAUGCUCAGAAUGUGGAAAAUGUUUUUCUCAGCAAUCAAGUCUUUUUACACAUCAAAGAACUCACACAGGGGAGAAGCCAUUUUCAUGUUCAGAAUGUGAAAAAUGUUUUACUGCAAAAUCAAAUCUUGUUUAUCAUCAAAAAACGCACACAGGGGAGAAACCAUUUUCAUGUUCAGAAUGUGGAAAAUGUUUUAUUGAUAAAUCGGGGCUUGUUUAUCAUCAAAAAACUCACACAGGGGAGAAGCCAUUUUCCUGUUCAGAAUGUGGAAAAUGUUUUACUGGGAAAACAAAUCUUGUUUUACAUCAAAGAACUCACACAGGGGAGAAACCAUUUUCAUGUUUAGAAUGUGGGAAAUGUUUUGCUCACAAAUCAAGUCUUGUUACACAUCACAGAACUCACACAGGGAAGAAGUCAACUCAGACUUCUUCAGGAGGAGAUGGGUUAGGACACAGAACUGGGAGAGAUAUGACCUGGUUGAUGUUUGAGAAGCCUAUAAGGUGUCAGGACGUGGCGGUCUAUUUCUCCAUGGAGGAGUGGGAGUAUGUAGAAGGACACAAGGAUCAGUACAAGGAUCAGGUCAUGAUGGAGGAUCAGCAGCCCCUCACAUCACCAGUCAGAUCCAGUAAGAAAACAGCACCAGAGAGGUGUCCCCGUCCUCUUGAUGAGCAGAAUAUGGAAAAUAUAGAUCUGAUCUAUAUUAAUGCUCCAGACAUAAAGGAAGAAGAAGAGGAGACAGAUGUGAGCCGUUAUGAGCAGUAUAAGGAGGACAUUCCUACAGGGAAAGAUCUGAACUAUAUUAAUGCUUUAAACAUAAUAGUAAAAGAAGAAGAGACAGAUGUGAGCGGUGAUGAGCAGUAUAAGAACAUUCCUACAGGGAAAGAUCUGAUCUAUAUUAAUGCUCCAGACAUAAUAAUAAAAGUAGAAGAGCAGACAGAUGUGAGCGGUGAUCAGCAGUAUAAAGAGAACAUUUCUACAGGUAACCACCCAGAUUCUUGUACCAGGAGAUCAGAGGAGAAUCUUAUAUCUUCAGAUUAUAAAGCAGAUGAUGAUAUCACACAAGAUACAUAUGAAGAACAUUCCAUUAUCCCAGAUACACCCUCAGCCCUUCACAGCCAAGAUCUGUCAUCUCAUCCUUAUAUACAGGUCCUGUCUUCUCAGUCAUCACAGGAUGUUCAGCAAAAAGAAGGUCACAGAAGGGAUGUUGGACAUGAAAGAGAUCAUACAGAAAAGAAACCAUAUUCAUGCUCAGAAUGUGGGAAAUGUUUUACUUCUAAAUCAAGUCUUGCUACACAUCAGAGAUAUCACACAGGAGAGAAGCCAUUUUCAUGUUCAGAAUGUGGGAAAUGUUUUACUCAGAAAUCAGACCUUGUUGUACAUCAAAGAACUCACACAGGAGAGAAGCCAUUUUCAUGUUCAGAAUGUGGGAAAUGUUUUGCCCAUAAAUCAGAUCUUGUUAAACAUCAAAGAACUCACACAGGGGUGAAGCCCUUUUCAUGUGCAGAUUGUGGGAAAUGUUUUACUGAUCAAUCAAGUCUUAUUCAACAUCAAAGAAGUCACACAGGGGAGAAGCCAUUUCCAUGUUUAGAAUGUAGAAAGUAUUUUACUGACAAAUCAAAUCUUCUAAGACAUCAAAGAACUCACACAGGGGAGAAGCCAUUUUCAUGUUCAGAAUGUGGGAAAUGUUUUGCUCGGAAAUCAACUCUUCUUCAGCAUCAAAGAACUCACACAGGAGAGAAGCCAAUUCAGAGCAGUAAAUGAUGCAGACAACACAUCUAUAUAUUAUCCAUGUACAUAGGAUAUCUGACAUUUAUACAUAUAUUAUAUACUGCAUCUCCAAACUUG
Hyla sarda is the source of this 3841-nucleotide messenger RNA. RefSeq names its product zinc finger protein 569-like. Gene Ontology annotation, biological process: regulation of DNA-templated transcription. NCBI's taxonomy places the organism in Eukaryota, Metazoa, Chordata, Amphibia, Anura, Hylidae. The record is from RefSeq and is a predicted model, not a curated record.